Messenger RNA from Iphiclides podalirius (scarce swallowtail), 1410 nucleotides. The record is from the annotation of a GenBank genome assembly. NCBI's taxonomy places the organism in Eukaryota, Metazoa, Arthropoda, Insecta, Lepidoptera, Papilionidae.
AUGCAAAAGCUUAGAAAGCGCCUGUCCCUUAGCUUCGGUAGAUUAUCGACUAAAGACGAGUCGGACGGCGACGGGGCCGAGUGCCGCGGCGGUCGGCAGCAGAACGGCGGCGGAAGGGGCAAGCUGCCCUACAACGGCUACUCCGAGGAGUGCCUGGACAGGCUCGAGCCGAACGGGAACAUACCCCACGACAAAGACUCGCAUUAUGAGUGGAGCGGCGGCGGCGGCAACGGGGAGUACCGUGUCCGGAGGCAGCUCUCCGUCUCCUCGGACUCGAAGCUCCUAGACGAGGGGGCGCGGGAGGAGGCACGUGUGGUCAUGAGGCCCAAGCGACCGCCGAGGCCCAAGUCGGAGGCCUUCCUCGGGCCCCACGACCACAACAGUCGGCGCACGAAGCGGUUUAGUGCCUUUGGGGGUGAUUCCCCGUUCGGGAAGUCCGAAGCUUACAUGAAAUUGGAGCAACUGGGCGAAGGGUCCUACGCAACAGUCUACAAGGGAUACAGCAAUUUGACGCAGCAAGUGGUCGCCUUGAAGGAGAUCAGGCUGCAGGAGGACGAGGGCGCCCCGUUCACCGCCAUAAGGGAGGCGUCCCUCCUCAAGGAGCUGAAGCACGCGAACAUCGUCACGUUGCACGACAUCGUGCACACGCGAGAGACCUUAACGUUCGUGUUCGAAUUUGUGGACACGGAUUUAUCACAGUACAUGGAAAGGCAUCCAGGCGGUCUCAACCACCACAAUGUCAAAUUAUUUAUGUUCCAAUUGUUGCGCGGCCUCUCGUACUGUCAUCGAAGACGAAUUCUACACAGGGACGUCAAGCCGCAGAACCUCUUAAUAAGCUCCCACGGCGAACUAAAGCUGGCCGACUUUGGCCUGGCUCGGGCGAAAUCCGUUCCGAGCCACACGUACUCGCACGAGGUUGUCACGCUGUGGUACCGGCCGCCGGAUGUCCUACUGGGCAGUACGGAGUAUUCCACGUCUCUCGACAUGUGGGGCGUCGGCUGCAUAUUCGUGGAGAUGCUGUGCGGUGUGCCCACUUUCCCCGGAGUCCGGGACACCCACGACCAGCUUGAGAAAAUAUUCAAGGUGGUGGGCACGCCGACGGAGGAGAGCUGGCCGGGCGUGUCGCGGCUGCCCGGGCUGCGCGAGCACGUGGCGCGCUGGGGCACCGCGCCCGCGCGCUCGCUGGGCGCCGCGUGGCCGCGGCUGCGCGAGGCGGGCCGCGACGCCGAGCGGCUGGCCGCCGCGCUGCUGCAGCCGGAGCCCGCGCGCCGGCUGCCCGCGCACCGCGCCACGCACCACGCAUACUUCGGCGCCCUGCCCCCGCGGCUGCGCGACCUCCCGGACGAGGUAUCGAUCUUCACCGUGGAGGGUGUCUGCAUGCACCCGGAGACGCGGCACGUGGCCAUCAAG